Opisthocomus hoazin is the source of this 6579-nucleotide messenger RNA. The record is from RefSeq and is a predicted model, not a curated record. NCBI's taxonomy places the organism in Eukaryota, Metazoa, Chordata, Aves, Opisthocomiformes, Opisthocomidae.
AUGAAGGCAGAGAAUACAGGCAUUGCUGCUGCGCUCCUCAGAGGGUCGAGUGCAUGCCCGUACACUGAAGUAUCCAGCAACUGCAAGAUAUGUGUAAGUCCUAUUGUUUCCUUUGGUUAUACAGAAACCUUGGAAUCUCCUGAUGCUGCUAUCAAGAUACCUCCAUAUCAGCUAAGGGAGAAGUGUCUCCUUCCUCUCCAACUGGCUCUGGAAUCAAAAAGCAUGAAGCUGGCCCAGCAGGCUCUAGCAGGGAUGCAGAAGCUGCUGUCUGAUGAGAGGUUUGUAUCCGUGGAAACAGACUCAGAUGAGAAACAGUUGCUUAAUCAGAUGCUGAAUGCCGUCAAAGUGACUCCUUCACUCAACGAAGACUUGCAGGUUGAAGUGAUGAAGGUCUUGCUCUGUAUAACAUACACCUCCACAUUUGAGCUGAAUGGGAGUUCAGUGUUGAAGAUUGCUGAGGUUUGCAUUGAGACAUAUGUAUCUAGCUGUCACCAGCGGAGCAUUAACACCGCUGUGCGGGCAACCCUCAGCCAAAUGUUGAGUGACUUGACUUUACAGUUACGACAAAAGCAAGAAAAUAUGACAACAGAAAACCAUGACACCUUGCAGAAGUUCAAGAGUCAAGGUACUUCAGCUGAGUCCCUUUGUGAUGACGUUGUAUCUGUCCUCACUGUGCUCUGUGAGAAGCUCCAGGCUGUCAUAAAUGACAAUCGGCAACUUCAGCUUCUUUACUUGGAGUGCAUCCUCUCCAUGUUAAACAGCUCCUCUCCCAGCAUGCACCAGCACAAAGGAUUCACUGAUCUCAUAUGGAAGCAACUGUGUCCAGCCCUAGUAGUAAUCCUAGGAAAUCCAAUCCACGACAAAACUAUCACCUCUGCCCACAGCAGCAUCUGCCUUGAGGCUGAUUCACCUUCUUCAGGGAUCUCUGAUCACGGCCGGGGUUCAGGUUGUUCCUCCACAGCACCUGCCCUUAGUGGGCCCGUUGCACGGACCAUAUAUUAUAUUGCAGCAGAACUGGUUCGACUGGUGGGGUCAGUGGAAUCCAUGAAGCCUGUGCUGCAGUCUCUCUAUCACCGGAUAUUGCUUUACCCACCACCUCAGCACCGAGUAGAAGCCAUCAAAAUUAUGAAAGAGAUACUUGGCAGUCCUCGGCGGCUUUGUGAUUUGGCAGGGCCCUGCUCUGCUGAGUCGGAAUCCAGGAAGAGGUCUAUUUCUAAAAGGAAGUCCCAUCUGGAUCUUCUUAAGCUUAUCAUGGAUGGGAUGACAGAAGCGUGCAUCAAAGGUGGUAUUGAAGCGUGUUAUGCUUCAGUGUCCUGCGUCUUUGCCCUGCUUGGAGCAUUAGAUGAGCUGAGCCAAGGAAGGGGUCUUAGUGAAGAGCAGAUCCAGCUGCUGCUCCGGCGCUUAGAAGAGUUGAAGGAUGGGACCGAGACGAGCAGGGACUCCAUGGAGAUCAAUGACGCCGACUUUAGGUGGCAGAGGCGCAUCCUGUCCUCAGAAAAUCCUGCCUGGGAAUCAGGAAAUGAGAAGAGCCCUGAUAUUAGCAUUAGUGUUACCACAGACACUGGUCAGACCACUUUGGAAGGGGAUAUCGGACAGACAACUCCAGAGGAUAAUCCAGAAAGCCAAAAAAACUCACUGCCAUCUCCAGCUGGACAUGAAAGCAAAGAGAUUCAUUAUAGAGAACCAGAGUCAGAAAUCAUCGACCAGCCAGAUGUUGUUCAGAGAAGCCACACCAUAGUCUAUCCAGAUAUAACUAACUUCUUAUCAGUUGAUUGCAAGACCCGGUCCUAUGGAUCCAGAUACAGUGAAAGUAACUUCAGUGUAGAUGACCAGGACCUUUCUAGGACUGAGUUUGAUUCAUGCGAUCAGUAUUCCAUGGCAGCAGAGAAGGACUCGGGCAGGUCAGAUGUCUCGGACAUAGGCUCUGACAAUUGCUCCCUGGCUGAUGAGGAGCAGACACCACGGGAUUGUCCAGGUCACAGGUCUUUACGUACUGCUGCUCUCUCUCUGAAAUUGCUGAAAAACCAAGAAGCAGACCAGCACAGUGCACGGUUGUUUAUCCAGUCACUUGAAGGUCUUCUACCUCGGCUUAUAACUCUUCCCAGCAUAGAUGAGGUGGAUGGAGCACUGCAGAGCUUCGCUUCAACCUUCUGCUCAGGUAUGAUGCACUCACCAGGAUUUGAGGAAAACCUAAAUUUCAGCUUCCAGACUCUGAUGAACGCAGACAGUCUCUACAUGGUCUCCCAUUACACUUUGCUGCUCAACCUGAAAUUGGCCAACUUGGAUUACUACAGGAAGAAGCCUGCCCAAGCCCCUGUGUUGCUGAAGGAGUUCAUGAGGCAGGUCCAGUCCAGUGGAGUUCUGAUGGUAUUUUCCCAGGCCUGGGUUGAAGAACUGUAUCACCAGGUACUAGAAAGGAACAUGCUGGGGGAAGCUGGAUACUGGGGAAGCCCUGAAGAGCACAAUCUUCCACUUAUCACCAUGCUGACUGACAUCGAUGGCUUGGGAAGCAGUGCAAUUGGUGGCCAAUUGAUGGCAUCUGCUUCAGCUCAAUCUCCUCUUUCCCAAAACCGGAAGGCAGAUGAUUCUGUUGUUGCAGGAGUUGCUUUUGCCCGAUACCUUUUAAUUGGCUGUUGGAAGAACUUGAUUGACACUUUGUCCACACCACUCACUGGCCGCAUGGCGGGCAGCUCCAAGGGGCUGGCCUUCAUCUUGGGAGCAGAAGGAGCCAAGGAGCAGAACCAAAAGGAGAAGGACUCAAUCUGCGUGAGCCUAGAUGGACUAAGGAGGGCAGCCCGGCUGAGCUGUGCUCUAGGAGUUGCUGCUAACUGUGCAUCUGCUCUUGCCCAAAUGGCUGCUGCCUCCUGUGUCCAAGAAGAGAAAGAGGAAAAAGAAAUCCAAGAGCCCAAUGAUACUAUAGCUCAAGUGAAACAGAAAGUGGAGCAGAAACUGGAGCAGAUGGGGAAAGUGCAGGGAGUCUGCCUGCACACUGCUCAUGUUUUGUGUAUGGAUGCGGUCCUUAACGUGGGCCUGGAGAUGGGAAGCCACAAUCAGGACUGUUGGCCUCAUGUGUUCAGGGUGUGUGAGUACAUCAGCACACUGGAGCACACCCACUUCAGAGAUGGUGCUUCCCAGCCCUCCCUUACCAUCACCCAAUCGCAGCAGGCACCAGGAGGGCUGCACCCAGACUCUGAGCCUGGGGAGUCUCCCCAGGCACUGACCCCGGAGCAGGAGACCACCCUCAGCAGCAACCCUGUCAUUCAGCCGGUUUCGAUCCAGGAACUCAUCAAGGAGAGCAGUAAGGGCAGAGCUUUUGACUUCCGUGGAGGCAGCCUGCUGUGUGGGACCAGUGCUGCUAAGGCUGUUCUCACACUCUCCACACAAGCUGACAGGCUCUUUGAAGAUGCUACUGACAAGUUAAACUUGAUGGCACUGGCAGGCUUCCUUUACCAGCUCAAGAAGGCUUCUCAGGCCCAGCUUUUCCAUUCAGUCACAGAUACAGUUGAUUACUCGCUAGCAAUGCCAGGUGAAGUAAAAUCUACCCAGGACAGGAGAAGUGCGCUUCACUUGUUCCGACUUGGUGAUGCCAUGCUCAGAAUUGUAAGGAGUAAAUCUCGCCCGUUGCUCCACCUCAUGCGCUGCUGGAGCCUGGUGGCACCUCACCUUGUAGAGGCUGCCUGUCAUAAGGAGAGACACGUAUCUCGGAAGGCUGUCUCCUUCAUCCAUGACAUCCUCACUGAAGUGCUGACAGACUGGAAUGAGCCCUCUCAUUUUCACUUUAAUGAGGCACUUUUCCGCCCCUUUGAGCGUAUCAUGCAGCUAGAGCUGUGUGAUGAGGAUGUCCAAGACCAGGUGGUCACCUCUAUAGGAGAGUUGGUGGAAAUGUGUUCUACCCAGAUCCAGUCAGGAUGGAGACCCCUGUUCAGUGCCCUGGAAACAGUUCACAGCAGCAGCAAGUCAGAGGUUAAAGAGUACCUUGUAGGAGAAUACUCCAUGGGGAAACGCCAGGCUCCGGUGUUUGAUGUCUUUGAAGCAUUUCUAAACACAGACAGCAUCCAGGUCUUUGCCAAUGCCGCCACCAGUUAUAUUAUGUGCCUUAUGAAGUUUGUCAAAGGACUGGGGGAAGUAGACUGUAAGGAGAUGGGUGACUGUGUGCCAGGAUCAGGAUAUGCAUCUACAGACUUGUGCCUUCCCGCGCUUGAUUACCUCAGGAGAUGUUCUCAGUUGUUAGCCAAAAUUUAUAAAAUGCCCUUGAAACCCAUCUUCCUCGGUGGCCGGCUGGUUAAUUUGCCCCGCAGAGUGCAGGAACAGUCAGCCAGCAGUGAGGAUGGUAUUGAGUGCAUCCUUUCUGACUUUGAUGACGACACUGGUCUUAUCAGUGUCUGGAUUAUUCUGCUGGAAGAAUUAGCAACUGCCAUAUCCAACUGUCCCCGUCAGCACCAGCCUCCUACUUUGGAUCUGCUCUUUGAAUUGCUGAGGGACGUUGCCAAGACACCUGGACCAGGAUUUGGCAUUUAUGCAGUUGUACAUCUUCUCCUUCCCACGAUGUCUCUUUGGCUCCAUCGCAGCCACGGUGACCAUUCUUACUGGGAUGUGGCAUCUGCUAAUUUCAAGCAUGCCAUUGGCCUUUCCUGUGAACUCGUAGUGGAGCACAUUCAAAACUUCAUACACUCAGAUAUCGGUUAUGAAAAUAUGAUCAAUACUAUGCUGAAAGAUCUUUUCAAGUUGCUGGUAGCCUGUGUGGCCGAACCAACAGAAAUUAUUUCCAGAGUUGGCUGCUCUUGUAUCAGAUAUGUGUUAGUGACAGCAGGGCCUGUUUUUACUGAAGAGAUGUGGAGGCUUGCAUGUUGUGCCUUGCAGGAUGCGUUCUCUGCCACUCUGGAGCCGGUAAAGAACCUGUUGGGCUAUUUCCACAGUGGUUCUGAAAGCUUUAGUGGAGAUGCCUGUGAAGUGAAGGUGGCAGCCCCCUCCCUCUCGCCAAGUGCUGAAGCUGAAUACUGGAGAAUCAGAGCCAUGGCACAACAGGUCUUCAUGCUGGAGACUCAGUGCUCCCCAAAGACACCUAGCAACAAGGAAGGGUUUGAACAUGCCCAGUCAUGCGUGCUCAUCAUUGACCUGCCACCAGAUAAGAAACCAAAUGGGCAUACCCAGAGAAGUAUUCCUUUCCGGACGAUAGUUGUGAGCUUGCUGUCCCACCAAGUACUGCUCCAGAAUUUAUACGACAUCUUACUGGAAGAAUUUGUGAAAGGCCCUUCUAACUUGGAGGAGAAAAUGACAAUACAAGUACCAGAAAACAAGUUGGCUGGUUUUCUCAGAUACAUCUCCAUGCAAAACCUGGCUGUCAUCUUUGACUUACUGCUGGACUCCUAUAGAACAGCCAGAGAGUUUGACACCAGACCUGGGCUGAAGUGUUUGCUGAAAAAAGUGUCUGGCAUUAGUGGAGCUGCCAACUUGUAUCGCCAGUCAGCAAUGAGCUUCAACAUCUACUUCCAUGCUUUGGUUUGUGCAAUCCUGACAAACCAGGAGAACAUCACUGCAGAGCAAGUGAAAAAGAUCCUCUUUGAAGAUGAUGACAGAAGCACAGACUCGUCACAGCAGUGUUCUUCAGAAGAUGAAGACAUUUUUGAAGAAACUGCCCAGGUCAGUCCCCCACGAGGGAAGGAGAAGAGACAGUGGAGGGCUCGAAUACCAUCGCUGAGUGUACAGCCUGUCAGCAAUGCCGACUGGGGGUGGCUAAUCAAGCGGCUUCAUAAGCUCUGUAUGGAACUGUGCAACAACUAUAUCCAGAUGCAUCUGGACCUGGAGAAUAAUGUAGAGGAGCCUCCAGUGUUCAAAGGCGACCCUUUCUUCAUUUUACCAUCCUUUCACUCGGAAACCUCCACCCCCUCAACCGGAGGGCAGUCUGGGAAGGACACGCCAUCGGAAGAUGACCGGAGUCAAAUCAGGGACCAGCUGGGAGACAGCCUGACACCCCGAGGAGGGAGUGGAGAAAUGUUGCUGCUACCCCCACCCCUAAGUCCUAAACCAGAGAAAAAAGAGCAAACCAGGAAAAAAGAAUGGUGGGAGAGUGCUGGCAACAAGAUCUACACCAUAGCCACUGACAAAACUAUCUCCAAGCUCAUGACAGAAUACAAGAAAAGAAAGCAGCAACAGGCCAUGACGUCCUUCACCAAAGAGGUCAAAGUGGAAAAGAAAGGGGAGUUCCUGGGUUCAAGAGGGCCAGACUCGCCCAUACUGCAGCGGCCACAACAUCUUGUAGAUCUAGGUCAAAUGAGGCAUUCAUUCAGUGCUGGUCCAGAGAUCCUGAGACAGGAGAAGAGACCACGUUCAGGAUCCACAGUCAGCUCCCUGAAUAUAUCUGUUAGGGAUGCCGAGGCCCAGAUACAGGCAUGGACCAACAUGGUGCUGACAGUUCUCAGCCAGAUUCAGGCCCUGCCAGACCAAACAUUCACAGCCCUGCAGCCAGCGGUGUUCCCCUGUAUCAGCCAGCUGACUUGCCACGUGACAGACAUCCGUGUCCGCCAGGCAGUACGGGAAUGGCUGGGAAGAGUGGGCAGAGUUUACGAUAUCAUCAUUUAA